Poecile atricapillus (Black-capped chickadee) is the source of this 2568-nucleotide messenger RNA. Its product is annotated as KIAA1191 ortholog. The coding region runs from base 130 to 1050 and encodes 306 amino acids. The transcript has 7 exons. Lineage: Eukaryota; Metazoa; Chordata; Aves; Passeriformes; Paridae. The record is from RefSeq and is a predicted model, not a curated record. Gene Ontology annotation, cellular component: cytoplasm.
GCCCCUAUAAAAGCGCCCCCUCAGCUGUGAGUGACGUCCGGCUGUGGCGGCUCGCGGAGGCUCCGGUAUGGCUGCUCCGGGCCCGGCCCUGGCCCUGCUGCUCCUCGCCGAGCCCCGCUGAGCCCCGCUAUGAGCUCUGGGCAGCCCGACGCUCCCGCGCUGGAGCCGGGCAGCGGGGCCCGCUCGGGCAGGAUGUCGCUGCCCCUCGGCGUCCCACGCCGCGCCUUCAGCUACGAUGAUGCUCUGGAGGACACGGCGCCCAUGACACCGCCGCCCGCUGAUCUGUGCGCCAGCGUGCUCUGGAAGCAGCCGGUCAUCCCCGAGCGCAAGUACCAGGAGCUCUCGAAGGAUGAGGAAGGGGAUGCCAACGUGAAACCUGUCAUAACUCCUUCAUCGUCCACAGAAAGUGUGAACAAGGUGCCUGUGGUGAAGGCCAAGGCCACUCACGUCAUCAUGAAUUCCCUCAUCACAAAGCAGACUCAGGAGAGCAUCCAGCGCUUUGAGCAGCAGGCAGGGCUGAGGGAAGCUGGCUACACACCCCACAAAGGCCUCACCACUGAGGAGACCAAGUACCACCGAGUGGCUGAGGCAGUCCACACCCUAAAAAUGCAGAAUGGAGAGACAACAAAAGAUGACAAACAGAAUUCUUCUGCUCAGUCCACUCCAAGCAGCACUCCCCACUCCUCCCCCAGGCAUAAAAACAGGGGCUGGUUUAGUCAGGGAUCCUCUACUUCUAUCACUGGCUCAGACUUUGCUAUGGAUGGUGGUGGGGAGAGAUUGCCAUCUGAAAGAUGGAGCUUUUUUGGACCUAGAGCUGUCCAGAAAUCAGCCAGUGAUGCAGGAGGAUUUACCAUUCAGUCCUAUAAGGGUGCCCAGAAGCCAUCCCCAAUGGAGCUGAUGCGUGCUCAGGCUACAAGGAUGACAGAAGAUCCAGUCACCUUCAAGCCACCUAAAAUGGACAUUCCAGGCACAGAUGGGAGGAAACAAUCUCCACGUUCCCACAACAUCAAACCUCGGGAUCUGAAUGUGCUCACUCCCACUGGGUUCUAGAGGAAAGCUUCCAGUGUCUUUAGCAGGCUACAGAGUGUCUUAGGCUCUGCUUCCCUGUCCCAUGUGCUGCACUAAAGUAGGAAAGUCUCCCUUUCCAGCACUUCAUCUCAGAAGAAGAAACAGUUGUGAUUGUCCUGCUAAACCUAGUCUUGGAAGAACUCCUGCACCUGUCCUAAGCCAAUGUAAAUCAUCUUGUCUACUGGGCUGCCAGGCUGCUCUGGAUGUGCUUCCCAGUACACCACGCCACAGUGAAACCCUGAGCCAUGCUUUUUUGGGACAGGAGUCCAUGUGGUGUGUGAGCACCUGGCUUCUAUGCCUGAAAUCUGUUUGUCUUGUCCUGCUCAGUGCUGAAGGACCCACAGGAGGACUGGUUUUGUCAAGAGAUAGAGCAGAAAGUGAUGUGAACAAGCAAGGACUGACGGCUGGACCAUUAACUGCCAGAGGGAAGAUAACGUGGUGGGUCAUCAUAAAUGUGGCACUCCCUCACUAUUCAGUGUGAUCAUGUUUUUUGUUCUUGGGAUGUUUUUUAAAGGGAAAAGGGACUACUAGUGACCAUACUAAGAUUUGGAAAGGCAGGGAACAGAAUCUAAUGGAGCUUGGAAGUAAUGAGGAGGAAUUCCUUUUCUUCCAGCUCUUCAUGUUGCUCUAAGAAGGUGGAAGUAACCAAAGUUGGUGUGGCUUGAAUGAAAUAGUCCUCUCUUUGUUCUGUAAAACAUCACUGUCCUGCAUUCUAGACAGCAGAUUUGCAGGUGCUCUGGCACUCUGGAUGCUGCUUGAUUUGUUUUUGUUGUUUUUUUUUUUUCCCUAGAAUCGUGUAGAAUGUAUUAGAGACUGGAAACACUUCUCAGACAGGGUAUUUUAUCAGCAUUAAAUGUGUUCUGCAGGGCUGGGGGCGGGCUGAGGGCAGACCAAGGCUAAACAUUCCUCCCUGCUAAGGUACAGCUGGAUGUGAUCCUUGACCUAGUCUGAACCAGUUCCUGGGAACAACUAACACUGGUUUUCAGUAAAAGUGGAAGGAACUCCUGGCUACCAUCUAAUCCCUUAAGCAUGAUAGGCAGCAUUGCUCUGUAAGCCUCACCUCUGCUGUGGCAAAUGGGUCUCCUCAGGUCUUCUCUUGAUCUCACAAUUGUGUAGCAGAGUCCCUCAGCCAGCAGCAGCCUUGUGUCUGGAAGCUUGUCUGUUGCCAGAACAUUAUACAGAGGUUACUUAACUGUUGAGCUCCAGGGUUUCUGCCUUCUUAAACCAAACACUUCCUGGAGGGUGAGACAGGGUUGGCUCCCUUGGCUGGCUGCUGGCCCCUCUGAAGCAGCACAUUUUGUAGCACUGCUUUCUCUCAAGCUUCAGCAGCACUGCCAGUGAUGUGUGGAAGUCCCCUACCCAAACCAGCAGUUCUGUCACCACUCAUUUGCACCUUGGCAAUCAGGCUCUUAUUUGACAUUAAUUUAUUUGUUGACUGUAUUCACAUUUCCUAAUAUGUAUGUUUUUUGUUACAGAACAAUAAAAUCCUUGUGGAAUGGA